AUGUCCUCCUCCACCGCAAUCAUCUCCUCUGGCCUCAACUACAACAGAUCAGAACCUCUUAGCCGGACGAACUACGUUCUCUGGCGAGCCCAAGCGCGAUCCCAGAUACUGGGCGCUGGCUUGUUUGGCUACAUAGAUCAAACCAUAGAGGAGCCUCCCAAAACAAUCACUAGCAAAGACAAAGAUGGUAAGGAGCAGGUAGUUCCCAAUCCUGCCCAUAACCCCUGGUUAGUUCAAGAUCAGCAAAUCGUAGCAUAUCUCCAUCGUAAUCUGUCCAAGGAGGUGCUUCUUCAAGUGGCAUCGCUUGAAUCAUCACAUGCGAUCUGGACUGCACUAGCAAAUAUGUUCUCUGCAGUUUCCUUGUCUCGCGUGAACAACAUCAGAUCUGCCCUCACAAACGCCCAGAAGGGAUCCCAGUCGGCCUCCACCUACUUCGGGCAGAUGCCCGCCCUCUCUGACGAGCUUGCGGCGGCAGGCAAACCGCUUGGGGAGGGAGAGCUCAUCUCCUUCAUCGUCACCGGGCUUGAUAUGGAAUAUCAACCGAUCAUCUCUCCACUCGACGUCCGCACCGAGCCCAUCACCGUCGACGCGCUCUUCUCGAUGGUGGCAAACUUCGAUCAGCGCGUUGAGAUGUUCAACGGCGCUGGUGGCUUCAAGUCAUCGGCAAACGCGGCCUCCAGAGGUCGCUCGGGCGGUGGCAAAGGCGGCUACCGAAACAAGAAGAACGGCAGUCGCGGCGGGGGCUAUCCUGGCGGUGGCGGCCAAAACCCUAGCGGCGGCUAUCCUGGCGCGGGAAGCGGCGCCUACAACCAUGGCGGUGUCGGCGGCUACAACAACCACGGCAACAGCGGUGGUCAAGGCAGUGGCCACCGUGGCGGCGGCGGCGGGGGCUACUACAACAACAACGGCCCCCCUCGCCACUACUACAACAACAAUCAAGAUUGCAAGUGGCGCUAUGCAGAGGACAAUUCUCGAAGGAGGCGUGUUGCAGCUGUGGCAGAUGCCUCAUACGGAGUUGACUCCAAUUGGUACCUUGACUCUAGCUCUCGAAUGAGAACAUCACCUCUGAGCUUGAGAAGAUGA
Aegilops tauschii subsp. strangulata is the source of this 1083-nucleotide messenger RNA. Lineage: Eukaryota; Viridiplantae; Streptophyta; Magnoliopsida; Poales; Poaceae. The record is from RefSeq and is a predicted model, not a curated record.